UGCUAUUCCUGCCACACAGCUUGAAGCUCCUCCCACAGCAACUCACCUUAACUCUAGCUCCUCCCAUAACAACUUGCCUCCACUGAAGCUCCUCCCACAACAACACACCAGUAAAUGCUGGGAUAUUCCCAUCAGCCUAGAAGUGAAGCAGAGCUGAAGACUGAGAACAUGAGUGAUCCAGAAUCCUGCAGAAUGGACCACGAGGAGACUGAAGAACAAAGAGACUUAAUGGAACAGAUCGAGGAGAGUGAUGAACUGAGUGAAGCAGAGGAGAAAAAUCAACAUGUCAAAACUGGAGAAAAGUCCAUUAGGGGAGCCAAAAGUUCUUGCCCUCGGACUGGAAAGAGUUUCCCAAACAAAAAAAGUCAAACAAGGGUUCAUGGUGGAGAGAAGAUGCACACGUGUGAUCAAUGCGGGAAGAGUUUGACACAAAAAAGAAGCCUUAAAGAACACAUGAAAAUCCACACUGGAGAGAAGCCGCACACAUGUGAUCAGUGCGGGAAGAGUUUCACACGAAAAGAACACCUUAAGGAUCACAUAAAAAUCCACACUGGAGAGAAACCGUACUCAUGUGAUCAGUGUGGGAACAGUUUUGCACUUAAAGUAAACCUUAAGAAACACAUGACAAUCCACACUGGAGAGAAAUCACACACAUGUGAUCAGUGCGGGAUGAGUUUUGGACGAAAAGAAAACCUGAAGACACACAUGACAAUCCACACUGGAGAGAAACCACACACAUGUGAUCAGUGCGGGAACAGUUUCACACGAAAAGAACACCUUAAGCUACACAUGAGGAUCCACACUGGAGAGAAGCCACACACGUGUGAUCAAUGCGGACAGAGUUUUACACAAAAAGGAGCCCUUGAUGUUCACAUGAAGAUCCACACUGGAGCGAAGCCGUACCCAUGUGAUCAGUGCAGGAAGAGUUUUAGAGAUGCGAGCACUCUUAAAUUACAUCUGCGUUCGCAUUCUGGAGAAAGACCAUUUUACUGUGAUCAGUGCGGGAAAACAUUUACAUCAGCUUCAGGCCUACGGAUCCACCUGUACAUUCAUACAAAAGAGAAGCCUCACAUGUGUUCUUUGUGUGGAAAGAGUUUUAGUGUACUGAGUGGAUUAAAACAACACCAGAAAAGACACAGUGAUGUGAAGGAUCAUAUGUGUUUUGAGUGUAGGAAGACCUUUUUUACUGCCGCUGACCUGAGAAAGCACCAGACAGUUCACACUGGAGGAAAGCCUUAUAAGUGUUCACACUGUGACCAGAGAUUUGAUUGGCCAGGAUAUCUGAAAAUACAUGAGAAGCUCCACGCUGGAGAAAAGCCACACACAUGUGAUCAGUGCGGGAAAAGUUUUGCACAGAAAUCAAACCUUAAGAUUCACAUGAGGAUCCACACUGGAGAGAAGCCGUACUCCUGUGAUCAGUGUGGGAAGAGUUUUACAUGUAAUGUAAACCUUAAGAUACACAUGAGGAUCCACACUGGAGAGAAACCACACACGUGUGAUCAGUGUGGAAAGAGCUUUGCCCAAAAAUCAAACCUGAAGACACAUAUGAUGAUCCACAGCGGAGAGAAACCACACACAUGUGAUCAAUGUGGGAAGAGUUUUGUAAAAAAAGACCACCUUAAGGGACACAUGAAAAUCCACAAUAGAGACAAGCCACAUGUUUCACACUCUUAAGUUACAUCUGCAUUCUCACUGUGGACAACAUCCAUUUAUCUGUGAUCACUACUGUAAAAGAACGAGCAUUAUAUCUGAAGAAAUGUGUGAAAGUUUGUACAAAGGACAAGUCUCACUAUUGUUUUAUGGCUGGGUGUUUUGGGAAAACAGAUGUAAGAAUGUGUUUAAUGUUCAUUUAUCUUGUGCCUUGAUAUGCCCUGAUCUCCUCGUCUUUGCUUCUGAGUGUCCUACUGUCUUUUAAAAUUACACAAGAAAAGACAAAGAUGUGAAGGUUCCUACGUGUUUUGAUUGUGGGAAGAACUAAAACUGCACUAGAGAUAUCACAUUGUAGAGAAACCUUAUAACCUUUCACACUUUGAAAAGCUGUGGCAGUCUAGACCACAGUAACUCAGCUCUAAUGAAUAUUUCAAGCUCAUUUUGAGACGUAGGCUAAUAUUUUAUUGUGUUGUGAUGAGCCGUGAAAACAUACCGCUCUUGCAGAACGUCAUUCAAGUCACCUUUAUUUAUAUAGCGCUUUUAACAAUACAGAUUGUGUCAAAGCAACUGCACAACAUUAAUUAGGAAAAUAGUGUGCCAAUAA
Cyprinus carpio (common carp) is the source of this 2254-nucleotide messenger RNA. RefSeq lists its product as uncharacterized. NCBI's taxonomy places the organism in Eukaryota, Metazoa, Chordata, Actinopteri, Cypriniformes, Cyprinidae. The record is from RefSeq and is a predicted model, not a curated record.